This is a messenger RNA of Haliotis rufescens (red abalone), 2579 nucleotides long. RefSeq names its product MORN repeat-containing protein 1-like. The transcript has 15 exons. Bases 44 to 1726 code for a protein of 560 amino acids. Lineage: Eukaryota; Metazoa; Mollusca; Gastropoda; Lepetellida; Haliotidae. The record is from RefSeq and is a predicted model, not a curated record.
CGCUCGUUCUCACGAGAAUGUCUCGGUUGUUAGUGAAAACAACAUGGCGGCUUACACGGCAUCCAGAGCCAGCUAUGUUGGGGAAACGACGAAACUACUGCGAGAUGGAUUUGGAGUCUACGUGUAUGAAAAUCAGUUCUUCAGAUAUGAAGGCCAGUGGCAGAGAGGGAAGAAACAUGGUCAUGGUAGGCUGGUGAUGAAAGACGGCACCUUCUACGAGGGUCUGUUUGAGAAUGGUGAGAUUCAAGGCCAUGGCUACAAGUACUUCGCUACAUCGGGAUGCAAGUACACUGGUCAGUUCCAGCGAGGGGAGCUUCAUGGCUAUGGGAUCAUGCAGUACAAAGAUGGCACCAUGUUCGAAGGGGAGUGGGCACACAACAGAAAACAAGGCUUUGGUGUACUCAAGACCGGGGAAAACUCCACGUACGAGGGAGACUUUGUAGGCAGCAUGCGGCAUGGAGACGGCACGAUGAUUUACGACGGUGUUUACAAAGCGAGUAACGGUGAUAGGUACGACGGCAACUGGGUGAUGGACAAGAGACAAGGUCAAGGACAUCUCAUCUGUCGAGAUGGUACAGAGUAUGAGGGUCAGUGGCUAAAUGACAUGUUCCAUGGUGAGGGCAAGAUGACACAUGCAUCCGGCAUCAUCUACGAAGGUCAGUGGGUCAACGGCUACCCAGUGGAGAUGACCACAAAGAUGGCAAUCGUCAUGGACACAGAAUCACUGGAACUCACCCAAGGUCAGACAUUCUCGGUCAAGGUGGAAUGUCACAACGACCUGGGUGAGGUCAUUCAAGAUCAAGGGAGAGAACUGCUGGUAUCAGCUGGCUUCAAGUACUACCCCACCAAGGAGGGCUCGGCACUGUUUGACAUGAUAGAGCAGGUGGAGGAGAAACCUAUUGAAACACCUUUUGGCUACUCUAUCGUGCCCUACCCACUGACUGACCACAUGAACACAGACGGGGAGAAGGAAGCGGAGGGGGAGAAGAAGGAGGAGGGGGGUGAGGUCAAGGCCACACCUGAACUAGAGGCUCCACCCAAGGGAGAUCAAGGAGAGGAGGAACAGGAACAAGACGAGGAAGGAGGAGAAGAGAAGGGGGAGAAGGAGGCAGCUAAAGAGGGAGGAGGAGAAGAAAAGGGGGAGAAGGAGGCAGCUAAAGAGGAAGGGGAGAAGAGCAGAGUUAUGUCUCCAACACAAGAAGCAGCACAGGACCUUGUCACAGAACCAACCACAGAGGACUGUGCACCUCUACCUACAGAAACCACGCCUCUUCCUCCCCCUGUAGCCAAUCAGAGGACAGUGGAUGGAACUUGUGAGUGGAGCUGCCUCCAGCUGGCCCCGCCCCCUCCAAUGUACCGCCCAUUCCUGGCCAUGGAGGAGGAGGCAGGACAGAAGAAGAGCAAGUCCAAGAAGUUGGGCCAAUCAAAGGACAAGAGCCUGGAUAAGCUAGAUGGUAAACAUUCCAGAAAAGACGGCAGGGAUAAAACAAGUUCGGAAAAUAUUAUGGAUGAGAAAUUUGCUCGACCAGGAGAUUAUGUCAUAAUGGUUCAAGACGUCACCAACCCAGUAUUUCUCCGUGGUCCACUCCCGCCAGCAUUCAUGCUCAUCACACUCCAGAAACCUAAACUAAAGAAAAAAGACUCAAAACCAAACUCACCGGAAAAGGAACGUGAAAGAUGGGACACAAAGAAGCAUAUUGCCAACAUGCAGCGGUAUGGCCACUGACAUCUCCACAACUUCCCGAACCUGUAGCCAAUGUGACCUUGAUUAGAAAACUCAACAUACACUUGUUGUUCAUUAUUUUAGCUCACCUGACUUAAAGUCAAGUGGUUAAACGUCUCACUCACAUUCAUAUUUAUACAUAUUUAUGUAUAUUUGUGUAUAUUUGUGUAUAUUUAAGAAUUUAUAUUUCAUCAUUUAUGAUGUCUGUUUUAUACCAUGAUUGUGUAAAGCAUCUAGAACUUUAGGGUUGGGCAUAUUCUCCCUGGUAUUUGUCUGAGAAACAUCAUUUUAUUGCUCAUGUAACUCAUGAUGUAAUAUCAUUAUAUAUAAUGCAAUGUUGACAUGGAAAUGCUAGAUACAAAAACAAGUGACCCUGAUUCUCCACAUGAUGGUGUGUGCCCAGCACCAUCAGUAAUGACAGAUAGUAUAGCACUGUUCUUAUCAUGAGUCAUUUUAUCAUCAGGUAGUUAAUGUUUUAAAUGUAUUUAUAUAUUGAUUCAUGGUAAAAUACAGAUCUUGUGGGUGCACAGGUGGAGCUUCUGUGCAGCCAGAUGAAAUAGAACAGAUGUUUUCCCAUUGGUCCAUUUACAUGUGUGAAUGGUGUUAGGUGAUGGUGAAUGUUGAUCACAUCUCGUGGAGCAAUUGGGUAAAGCUUCUAUGCAAGUAUCACGAAUAUAUUCCUGAGCUCAUGUUUAAGACAUGUUUGAGAUAAAGAUGUACACAAUGUCCAAUUUUACAGAUUUUUGUACAAAACUACUUUUGAGUUCUUUUGAAUGAGUAAAAUAAAUUAUUACAAAAAAUGUUUAGUUAUUCAACCACACAAAUCUUUGUUCCUUCGACCCGUGGGGACAAAGCC